AUGAAGCAUCUCGCGGCUUACCUCCUCCUCGGCCUCGCCGGCAACAGCGAACCCUCGGCGGACGACAUCAAGGGUGUUCUCUCAUCUGUUGGUGUUGAUGCUGACGAUGAGCGCCUGGAAAAGUUGAUCGGAGAGCUCAAGGGCAAGGACAUCAGCGAGUUGAUCGCUGAAGGCUCGACCAAGCUUGCGUCCGUCCCAUCUGGUGGUGCUGGUGGAGCAGCCCCUGCUGCUGGUGGUGCUGCCGCCGGUGGUGCCGCUGCUGCUGAAGAAGAGAAGCCAGCCGAGAAGGAAGAGGAGAAGGAGGAGUCUGACGAGGACAUGGGAUUCGGUCUCUUCGACUAA
Molecule: messenger RNA, 342 nt
Organism: Exophiala spinifera
Lineage: Eukaryota; Fungi; Ascomycota; Eurotiomycetes; Chaetothyriales; Herpotrichiellaceae
Product: 60S acidic ribosomal protein P2
Exons: 2
Coding region: 1-342 (113 amino acids)
Biological process (GO): cytoplasmic translational elongation
Cellular component (GO): cytosolic large ribosomal subunit; ribosome
Molecular function (GO): structural constituent of ribosome
Source: RefSeq, a predicted model, not a curated record